This is a messenger RNA of Artibeus jamaicensis (Jamaican fruit-eating bat), 820 nucleotides long. RefSeq names its product immunoglobulin lambda-like polypeptide 5. Gene Ontology annotation, molecular function: MHC class II protein complex binding. Gene Ontology annotation, cellular component: MHC class II protein complex. Lineage: Eukaryota; Metazoa; Chordata; Mammalia; Chiroptera; Phyllostomidae. Gene Ontology annotation, biological process: antigen processing and presentation of exogenous peptide antigen via MHC class II; positive regulation of T cell activation; peptide antigen assembly with MHC class II protein complex. The coding region runs from base 18 to 662 and encodes 214 amino acids. The transcript has 2 exons. The record is from RefSeq and is a predicted model, not a curated record.
ACUCCUUACUGACACAAAUGUCUCCUAAGAAAUUGAUCUUCAUUCCUGGUGAAGAUCAUGGAGACAAGGGAUCCCAGACAACACCUACAUUCUGGAGUUUGGAUUUCCCGCAUGAGUACAAGGAGAUACUGGUCCAGUUACACGUUGCAGCUGGGAGUGGGGUAGGGGUUUCAGGGACCUAUACAGAGCAGACAGAAGCCUGGGACAGAGGCUCAGUCUUCUUGCAUCACAGCUGCAAUUGGGGGUGCUCAAGGGAGGGGCAGGGCCUCCCACAGAGGUUUUUGUAUGAGCCUGUGUCACAGUGUGGUGUGUUCGGCGGAGGGACCCAUCUGACCGUCCUAGGUCAGCCCAAGUCUGCACCCUCAGUCACUCUGUUCCCACCCUCCUCUGAGGAGCUCAGCACCAACAAGGCCACACUGGUGUGUCUGGUCAGUGACUUCUACCCUGGAGCCGUGACAGUGGCCUGGAAGGAGAAUGGCAGCCCUGUGUCCCAGGGUGUGGAGACCACCAAGCCCUCCAAACAGAGCAACAACAAGUAUGCGGCCAGCAGCUACCUGAGCAUGUCAGCCAGCAAGUGGAAGUCUGCCAGCCAGUUCAGCUGCCACGUGACGCACGAUGGCACCACUGUGGACAAGACAGUGGUCCCCUCGGAGUGUUCCUAGGACUCUGAGCUCUCACAUUCUGGGUCUCUGCUUACUCAGAUCUCCCAUUUGCCACCUCUCCACUGUACCCCUGGGACUGCCACCCCUGUCUGCUCAGACUGGGCUGGUUUCAAAGCCUCCCCAUUUCCACUUUUUCUCAAUAAAACCCUGGUCAUUUA